Mya arenaria is the source of this 1483-nucleotide messenger RNA. RefSeq lists its product as uncharacterized. The transcript is spliced from 6 exons. Lineage: Eukaryota; Metazoa; Mollusca; Bivalvia; Myida; Myidae. The coding region runs from base 207 to 1403 and encodes 398 amino acids. The record is from RefSeq and is a predicted model, not a curated record.
GAUCGAUUCAGAUUAAAUCUCCUCGCAAAGGAUUGGGAUUAAGCUCAAGAAAUUCAAUAGCGCUGGGAGCGAUAUCAUACAAUUAAGUAUGGGGUUUAUGUAGAGAAUUUGGGUCACGCUCAGUGUAAAGAGAUAUUUUAUGAAAGAUAUUUGGGAAGUGGGGAAGUUAUAAACUUGUUAUAUUUAGGACGGAGAAUUGUUUUAAAAUGUAUGGUGUAGACUUCGGAAAACCGUCGAAAGCGUGUAAAACUAGGGAACGUAGCGUGAAUUGGUCGGAAAGAGAUAAAUUGUUGGCGGUGCAGCUUAUUAUUGACAGGGAGAAUGAGUUAUAUGGACCAGUGCUCGGGAUAAUAAAGAAGAAAGCAUGGGUGUGUUUGACCGACAUGUUCAAUGCGGAAGCUGACGAAUACAGAACAAGUGAACAGCUGAAAAAAUGUUUCGAAAACUUGAGGAGCAAUGCACGAAGAUACUUGGACGGGGAGAUGAAGUCAAAGACUCCUACACCCUCUAUUCAAGUUCUGAUGGAGAAGAUGGCUGGGAGUCCCACGGGUUUUAGCAUGAAAAUACCGGUUGACAUUGAUGCUACCUCUAAUAGUCAGGACACCAUCCCCGUGUCCAUAUGGGCCGGGAAUACAGACAUCGUCAAGGUGGAGGUCCCGGAUUGCGAUGGCAGUUCUUCACCCCAUCCGCUUCGAUCAGAAGAAAGCGACAGCCGUUCGAAUAUGGAUGAAGAUAUGACCUCGCCAAGUCUGAUCAAGGGGGUUCCAGGAACUUCAAAUGAUCUUGUUGAUCAGCAAAAGAAUACCCGUUCACCAGUUCCAUUCGCAAGGAAUACACCCACAUACAACCCACACACAAAUAGUCCAAGCUUAUACGUACCACAUACGAACAACCAGACAAUAUUCGUCCCACAGAUCAACAACCAUAACGUGUUAAUUCCACAUACAGCCAGUCAAAACGCAUUUGUACCACACACUAACAUUCAAACCACAUUGGUACCACACACGAACACCCAGCAUAUAAACGAUCAUCCAUCGCUUCAGCAACGUUCAGCAAGUCACCAUUCUAAUACUCCAAACACAAAUACUCGAAGUACACCUAGUCAACAGACCAACGGUCAACACACAAGCAAUCAAACCUCAAAUAAUCCGAACACAACUGAUCAACACGCAAGUAAUCCUAUUACAUUCGAAUCAUACACUCACAAGUCUAAAGGGAAGAAGAGAAUGAUAGAAGAUGACCUCAUUGACUGUGAACUCGAAAGAUGUAAAUUGGAACAAGAGAAGUUGAGAUUGGACAUUGAGUAUAUGGCGCAGAAAAGAAGUGAAGAACAAAGUCUUUAUAAAUUAAAUAUGGAAGUUUUAGAGCUGAAAAGAAGGUGUUUGCAAAAACAAUUGGGAUAACGUUUCGAUUUUUACCAUCUUGUUUUGUUUAUAAAUGAUUGGAUUGUACUAUUUUUUGUUGAAUAAAAUGCAAACUUGAA